Eublepharis macularius is the source of this 2594-nucleotide messenger RNA. RefSeq names its product prolyl endopeptidase like (gene PREPL). Bases 245 to 2395 code for a protein of 716 amino acids. Gene Ontology annotation, biological process: proteolysis. The transcript is spliced from 15 exons. Gene Ontology annotation, molecular function: serine-type endopeptidase activity. Lineage: Eukaryota; Metazoa; Chordata; Lepidosauria; Squamata; Eublepharidae. The record is from RefSeq and is a predicted model, not a curated record. Gene Ontology annotation, cellular component: cytoskeleton; Golgi apparatus.
GUUGCUUGUCAAUGAGCUACUGCUGUUAAACGGUGAUAUUUGCAGUGAAGAUCGCGACUCCUGGAAAGUGAAAUUCCAGCCUGUAGAGAGAUAAAAAGCUUUUGCUCUGAAUCCUAGGACAUAAAAGACUGUUCGCAUUUGGGAUGCAUUGUAGUAUUAGUCUAUAUUAUGCAACAGUGUCUAGUUCAAUCCCACAUGACAUGGUUUUAAAUAAGAGUAAGGAAUCAAUAAAUUGAAGAUCAUCAUGCAUUUAAGCACAAAAUAUUUUCUUCAGAUCAUGAAGGACACUGUUGGACACUGCAUAGACUCCAAAUGUUCUCCCACUUUAAGACUUUAUAGUCAAACAAAGUCACAAAUAUUUUUCCACACAAAGAACUUUAGAAAUGCCUGCAUUGUUCCGAGUUCCCAAGGUGGUGUUCAGCCAUGGAGGCAAUUUUCUUACAAGGAUCUGCUGAAGUCAGAGCAGAAACACUUUAGUGCUUUUAAAUCAAAUUAUACAGAAAAGACAGAGAGACUGAAGCAAAGACUGGAAGCUCAUUAUGAGAAGUAUUCAUCUAAUCUGGGCAGCUUGGUGAUUAAGAUUGGAGAGUAUGUUUACUUUGAAGAAAAUGGCUGCAUAUGCCGUUCAAGGCUGGAAGAAGCAGAUGAAGGAAAUAUUGAAGUGUUAUUUAACAUGGAAGAUCUACCCUUUUGUGAUUUUCUUAUCCAGCGCAUCCGAAUUUCCCCAGAUCACAGAUACAUUGCAGUUGGUAUUAAAAGUGCAAAUUCUGAAGAUUCUGCUUCUAUCAUUGUGAAACUAAGUACACAGCCAGUAAUAGAACGUAUUAUCCCAAAUGUAUUUAGCUUUGAAUGGGCUACCAAUGAUAUUCUAUUUUAUACCAUCCAGAAGAACCUUCGGUGUCAUGAAGUAUAUUUCUAUGAUUUCAGUAAAAAACUUUCUGAGCUUGUUUAUACUGAACAAGAUGCAAGAUAUUUUGUGGAUCUCUACUGCACAAAGGACAAGCGCUUUCUGACUAUAAAUAGUAAUAGCAAGACUACCUCUGAAGUGUGGCUAAUUGACUGUCACCACCCCUUUAAGCCUCCUGUAAUUGUGCAACAACGAACAAAAGGGGUCAUUUACCAUGUUGAGCACAGAAACAAUUAUUUGUACAUUCUUACUACAGAUGGGGACCCAAUGGGAUACAAGCUGAUAAAGGCUCCAGUUGGUUCAUGUAGCUUGAAGAAUUCGCCAUCCUCCAUAUACAUAAUAAAAGAAAAGGCAAAACUAAUUGAAUUGGAGUUGUUCAAAGACCACUGUGUUAUGUUUCUUAAGUGCCACGGACACCUCUGCAUAGAUAAUAUUUCUCUUGUAUCAAACUCUGUUCACAGUGUUAAGCUACCUGCUUGGGCCUGUUCAUUGGAAUUGGAGCCUCAUCCUGAGUACACCAGCAGCACUUGCUAUUUUUGGCUUGCCUCUCCAGUUCAACCUCCAAUACGUUUUGCAUAUUCAUUGGUAGAAAACAAGCUUAUUGAGCUAACUGAACAAGAGAUGCCCAUUGCAGUGAACUGUCAUGCUGUACGUUUAGAAGCUAAGAGCAAGGAUGAAAUUUGGGUGCCAAUUACGGUUUUUCAUAAAGCUAAUUCUGUGGAGCUACACAGGAAACCACUUCUGAUUCAUGUAUAUGGAGCUUAUGGCACAGAUGUGAACAUGAGCUUUAAGCCAGAAAAUCUAAUGUUAAUCGAGGAUGGGUGGAUGUUAGCAUACUGUCAUGUUAGGGGUGGAGGAGAGUUAGGCCUAGCGUGGCAUAAAGAUGGAUGUACUACUAAGAAGCAUAAUGGUAUCCAUGACCUCAAGGCAUGUAUAAACUUGUUGCACAAACUGGGGUUUUCUUGUCCCAUGUAUACAGCUUUGGCAAGUCUGAGUGCUGGAGGAGUUCUUGCAGGUGCUCUGUACAACAGUGAUCCUCACCUUAUCAGAGCAAUGGUUUUACAGUCUCCUUUUCUGGAUGUUUUAAAUACAAUGUUGGACCCUCAUCUCCCCCUAACCAUUGAAGAGCAAGAAGAAUGGGGAAAUCCACUGGUUGAUGAAAAUUGCAAGGAAUAUAUUAAAAGCUACUGCCCCUAUCAGAAUAUAAGACCACAGCAUUAUCCUUCUGUUUUCAUCACAGUCUCUGAAAAUGAUCAACGAGUACCUUUGGCAGGGUUGUUAAGGUACAUCUGUAAACUUAGAAAAGCUGUAAGAGAUUAUGCCGAAGCCAAAACCACAGAUGAGAAAGGUCUUCAGAUGCCUAGUGUUAUUUUAGAUGUGCAACCAGGAGGCAGUCAUUGUGCUUCUUCUUGGGAAGAUUCUUUAAAUCAGGUUGCAGUUCAGCUAACUUUUCUCUACAAUGAGCUUGGACUUGACACACAAAAAUGAUUCAUCAAAGCUCAAGUUUGUGACUCAAGUGAUAGAACAGCCUUGACUGAACGGGAAGCUACCAAGUAAUUAUUGCAGCAUUAGAUGGAAUCUUUCAGAGUAAUGUCUGCUAAUGUGUAAUUUAUCAGAUUCUUUGGAAACAAAUGACUCCUCCAAACUUAUUUUUACAAAAUAAAAUAAUUAAUGUUUAGUACAACAA